Molecule: messenger RNA, 2482 nt
Organism: Aphanomyces invadans
Lineage: Eukaryota; Oomycota; Saprolegniomycetes; Saprolegniales; Verrucalvaceae
Exons: 1
Coding region: 69-2441 (790 amino acids)
Source: RefSeq, a predicted model, not a curated record
GGUCGUUUCAUUGUGUGACUUGGCUCGCAGACACCGUCGUCGUCGUCGUCGUCGUCGGCGCUGGAUUGAUGGAAGGUCACGACGUCCAUCAUGGCAGUGCUGUGGAGGCCAAACCGGACAGCGUAUUGUCGCCCAAGCAGCAGGAGCAGCACCAGUAUGGCGGCGAUGGAUCGUCGAUUGCGGACGGCGCGGCAGGAACUAGUAGCGACGGUGCGGCAGCGGCGUUCACGUGCAAAACCAAGGGCUGUGCGACGUCCGUAGCCGCACCAGACACGGCGUGCAGUCUCCAUGGCGCACGUCCGCGUCGGACCCGGCCUGCAUCCUCCCGAAUCAGCCAUGCCACAUCCCCUCCGCCACCACAAGCACCAACCACGAGAAAGUCGGCGAGCAGCAGGUCCAAGGCGCCGCUGCCCCAGACUCUAGACGCGCUCCCGACCGCCACGAUUGAGCUGACCGGCGACGCGUCGGCGCAAAAGUGCUCGUAUCAUGACUGCCCCAACCGCGCCAAGGUGAGCCAGUCGUACGGCAUCUUUUGCAACCGUCAUGCGGUGGUGUUUCCAUGUGGAUUCCCUGGCUGCCGCGAUAAAGCGCCAACGAAUGGCACGCGUUGCCCCAAACAUCAAGAGCACGGCACGACCAUGCUGGACGAAGCGCUGGCCGUGCGCUCCCAGAGCAUUCCCGUCUGCCGCACCAAGGGAUGUUUCAAGAACGACCAAGGGCGAGGGUUCUGCCGCGGCCACGAAAAGCUCAUGAUGGCGACGGGGCAGCUCCCCCACGCCAUCAACAAGCGCCGACUCAACAGCGCGUACACCAUGUGCUGCUACCCGAACUGCGGCAAGCAUUCGCAACGCAACCACUUGUGCCGGAUCCAUGGCAACGACCUCAUCAAGCAAGCUCAACAUCUCGUCGACACCAAACAGACCACGCAAUCGUUUGAGGAUACACUCGCGUCGCUGCAGCGCGAGCUCCGACGAUGUACCCACCCGGACUGCGACAAGAAUGCUCAGCGAGACCGCCUCUGCACGACGCAUUACCAUCUCCGUGGCCAGGCCGAGAAGGGCCUGGAUGCAAAACAACUCACGUCGAUGGCGCUCACGGACGCAUCGAUGUCCAAGGAAAAGGUACUCAAGUUUUGCUCCGAGGCGCAGUGCACGCAGCCCGUCUACUGCAACUGGUUGUGCCAGCCGCACUACGAGCAGCGCGAGAAAAAAUCGGGACACAAGCAGCAACUCGCCAAGCAACCCGCCGCCGCGAGCCAGCACAUCGAGUCCGCUGCCAAGUCCAGCAGAGUAAAGACGGACUACCUCACCGCGUCUGCGUCCACGACGGGCAUGGUGGACCUGUUGGACCAUCAUCAUGCAUCGUCGUCGGUGCAGCAGCGCGACCACCACUUGUACGCGGAUGCGCUCAGCUUGCACGACGAGUAUGGCAAGAAGCUGCAUGAGCAGCCCCACCACCACCACCACCACCACGCUCCAUCCGACCAACGACAUCCGAGCAACCCCACGUCGUACUGGGACCCGCACCUGUCUUCCCCCGCCUUUCCGUCGACAUCGCGCCACCAGCUCCAUCCGUCCAACCCGCUCGCGACGUCUGGACUGACCCGGUACGGCUACCUCGAGUACAACGACGCGCCAUCGACCGUGUUUUUUCAAGACGCGGCUGGGUUCCCUCCGUCCCGCACGACUUGUGCCAACCCGACCUGUUCACGGCAAGUUCUCGGCAAGGGGUUGUGCGAAAUGUGUCUCGGGGUGCCGCCGCACGUCCAUUUUCCGUUUGCGUCGUCGUCGUCCGCAACGUCGGCGUUUGAUGUCAAGCCACCGCCUUCGUCGACUUCGUCGUCGGAUCAUUUUGCGUGGACGCCGUCCACCGGGUCGUUUCACUUCAACGACACGACCAAGCCGCCCCACGGAUCGACACAUCACUUUGCCAGCACGCCGUCGUCUUCGCGCACGUGCAACUUUGAUGAGUGCCAGACCGUGUCCAAGGCGCCGCUCUGCCUCGUGCACGCGAACGCAACGUUGUGCGUCGCCCCCCUCUGCGAAGAGAUGGUGUCCGUGCCAGGCUUUUGCACGGACCAUGCCCUCGACAAUUCGUGCGCGGUCCCGGGCUGCCACAUGGCAGUCCUCGGCUCGAACCCCACAACCUGCGUCCAUCAUGUAGCCGCCACCCGCUGCUCCCACAGCCAGUGCUACAAGUACGCGACCAAGACAAGCAAUGACGUGCAUUGCACGGUCCACGACGUCGGCAUGAUGGGCGUCAUCGACCACUGCAAGCUGUGCGAAAUGUACGACAUGGCGUGCCCGUUGGUCGGGUCGACCACAGCCACCAAUUCUUCCUCCCGCCCCAACACAUCGACGCUGGCCAAAGAAAACACGCCGCACAACUCGGCGGCCGCGCCGCACUUUACGACUCUCAGUGGCCACAAGCUGUCGUUGUAGCGAGUUUAACACAGUCGACAUGUUCACCCUCGAUAGCUCCA